AUUACAGUAUAAGAAUAAAAUCUUUCUAGAGAGUAAAGAUAAUAUAAUCUGCUCAGGCAGUCAUUGUUGUUAUGCACGAGUAGAGAGCUGCGUGCCGUCUGUAGGCUAUUUGUGGCGUUUGUGAACCUAUAAUUGGAAGUGUGCAGUGCUCCAUAGUUAUCUAGAUGGCAAGAGGCUCCAGCUCAUUUGCAGUCGAGAAGCCAGGGCUAAAGCAAUGUAGACACAGCACCAUAUGUCCAAACAAACGCUCAACACAAGCAAUAGCAUGGCUUUGGAGCAGCCACGCGGGGCCUUUGGAAAGGUCUCCAUUGUCUUUGCAACCAAGCUCAAGUCAUUUACCUUCCUGCCAGUUCUGAAAAAGCUGCCUACAGAGAACAGGGUUAAAUCAGUGUGGAAGAAAGGGUCAAGUAAACGGAAUGAGGCUUUGGAAGACCAUGAGGCUGCAGAAGGGAAAACAUUUGAUGAAGGUACUUUCAAUGCCAAAGUUGUCUACGUUAGUGACAUGGAGCCCCAAGAGAUGACCAAGCACUCUGAAACUCAGAAAUCUACUACCAAGUCAGCUAUUGCCCCAUUGCCUAUCCCAGCUGUGGCUCAUGGUGAAAUAAGCUGCACAAGCCCAAAGCCUCACCCUGGCACCCUGGACACAGUUGAUAAUAAACAUACAAGGACCCCCCUGCUAGGGUGUCACAACACUGAAGCUGAGGUCAGCUCAGGGCUGAUUUUAAACAGUGAGUCUCAGAGAGAGGAGGAGGUCCUGAGCCCAGUCAGCUCUGUGGACAUUUUUACAUCUCCUUUCUCUUCUAAAGAGUCCAUCCUCUCUGAGGGCUGGGAGCAGGAAACAGGCUGGUCUGCGCUCCAAAUGCUAUCUCCCAGUGGUUCUGUCUCCCCCUGUUCAUCUGUGAGGUCAGGGGCUUUUACCCCAUCAGUACUGAGAAUCAAGUGCCACAAACUUGCCCCAGGCUCCAGCCUAAUGCAGAUGCCGCUUACCUCCUGCCAGACACUUGGUUGCAACAGACAUAUCACCUCACCAUGCCCCUUGUCCACCCGUGCCCGACACAGGCCCCCACCCACACAACUGUCACUGUUAACGGCCAUCUUGAGGAAGGGCCGUUUGCCAGUCCUUUCUUCUGCCUUGCAGAGGCCCUACUCUCCUUGUUGGCCCAUUAGCCCAGUAAACAUGUCCUCCUGUUUGGCCUGUUCAGCGGCUUCAACUGUAGCUCCUAUGGUGGGCUUACGAGCAAAGUCAUGUUUGUCUAAAGGCACAAAUUGUACAGAGCUCAGUUGCAAAGCACGGCCAAAGCCACCAGGUUUAAUUGCUAAGACAGAGCCUGUGUCACCCAAGGACCAGAACAAGGGAAGGCGCUCUUUAACAGCAGUAGAAACAUCAGAUGCAAUUGACUCUAACACAAAUGCAGCCAGAAGUAGGAUUAUUUCGAUGCCAGAAGGAAUAAGUUCUUUGACCAUGUCAAGUUACUCUCCUUCUGAGCCUCCUCCAGCACACUUAUGCAAACAGUCCCAUAAAGAUAUUCAUGUAUCCACAGACCCCAGCUUGAUGCUUGGUUCACCUUCCUCUAGACCAAUGUCUUUAUCUCCUGAAGCCAAUUUAGACCAAGGAAAUGGACACAAAUCAAAUGACACAUCUCCUAUUGUAAGAAAAACAAAACCUUGUCAGACAUCAUCCAAUGAUUUGAAACUUGUGCAGAUGGCACAUGAACGAUCUCCUACCCCUGAUCACAAACCCAUUCAACAGUCUCAAGACAUCUUAGCUUCAGCAGUCCCAAAGUACAUAGAUGUCAGACCAGGCUCACAUUUGCGAAAUUACAGGAAAAUCUCUCAAGAGCUAGAGAAAAUUCAUUCAGUAUCCCCAGUUUUUCAACAUUCUCCUUCCCCAAGGAUUGCUGGCCUCACCCAUCUUGCCGACACACCUUCUAUUUCACCUGUCCUCCUCUCACCAAGGCCAGGCUCCUGCACUUCUACAUCAGACUGCUACACAUUGUCUUCAUCUCCAGCGGUCCCCUAUCAUCAUCUCUCCCCUUCUCCCUCUUACUCACUCUGUUCCUCACCUACUCCAUCCCAAAGGGACAGUACUCCAGACUGCAUAGACAGGGGUAGCAAAAAGCCAUACAAGAUCAAGUCCACCUACAAGGCUCUUGCUGCUAUUCCAACAAAUACUCUCCUUCUGGAACAGCAGGCAAUUGAUGAUGAGGUUGAUAAGAAUAAUGCUCCUCUGAACCCUAGUGACAGUUUUGCAUGGGAGGACCCUCAUUCUCAGAUGUGCAGCCCUGCCCAGCUCCGACAGCAGUCCAAAGAGCUGUAUCAAGUGAUUGAUGAAGUAUUAAAGGACACAAACGAAGCAAGACCCUCAAGUUCUGCUAACAAAUUCACUGCAAAGUCUGUGGCAUCUGAAGCAACAAGGAAACUAACACCAUCGCCAAGAUCUUUAGGACGAGAAACAAAAUAUGCUACUUUUCAUCUCCAACCCCCUGCACAUGCUGAAAAAAUACUGACAAAGCCUGGGGUUAUAAGACCAGCCAUGGUUAUGUCAAGAUUAGAUGAUGACAAAGAGAAAAGCUGUUUUUCAAAUACAUAUCAAAAACAACAAGAUAGAUUCUCCACUGACCACCAGAACAAGAUUGCCAGCAGUACGUUGUCCACAAAGGAUGAGCCUCAUGGAAGAGGAGAUUUGGAAGGGGAGAAGGAUUCCUCUGAAGUACGUGAGAAGUGUAUGUCAAGCUCAACACUUGUGAAGAAUCAGGCCAGGGAAUACAGCACUCCAUCGCCAAGAGGCAUGUCUCUAUAACGUGUCCCCACCACUGUAAAGCCCAUGAAGGGUGAAAAUGGAAACCAAUGAUAGUAAUAUUGAAGUGUUCACACAGAAUGUGUUAGACAAA
This is a messenger RNA of Ictalurus furcatus (blue catfish), 2891 nucleotides long. RefSeq names its product muscular LMNA-interacting protein (gene mlip). The transcript is spliced from 12 exons. The coding region runs from base 233 to 2800 and encodes 855 amino acids. Gene Ontology annotation, biological process: negative regulation of transcription by RNA polymerase II. Gene Ontology annotation, molecular function: transcription corepressor activity; lamin binding. The record is from RefSeq and is a predicted model, not a curated record. Lineage: Eukaryota; Metazoa; Chordata; Actinopteri; Siluriformes; Ictaluridae. Gene Ontology annotation, cellular component: nuclear envelope; sarcolemma; PML body.